Molecule: messenger RNA, 1365 nt
Organism: Wickerhamiella sorbophila
Lineage: Eukaryota; Fungi; Ascomycota; Dipodascomycetes; Dipodascales; Trichomonascaceae
Product: Asparagine-rich zinc finger protein AZF1
Exons: 1
Coding region: 1-1365 (454 amino acids)
Biological process (GO): regulation of transcription by RNA polymerase II
Cellular component (GO): nucleus
Molecular function (GO): RNA polymerase II cis-regulatory region sequence-specific DNA binding; DNA-binding transcription factor activity, RNA polymerase II-specific
Source: RefSeq, a predicted model, not a curated record
AUGUCGUACUGGCCGCUACGAGAUCGCCAGGAAAACUUUGGUGCGCCAGUUGAGGACCAGUACAGCACACAGUGGCCAAUAACACAGGUGACACUAGCGGGAAUGCCUGGAUUCAACGGCGGCGACAUGCUUCGACCGCACGGCGGGCAACUAUUUGGAUCGUUCAGAAAUGGGUCAGACUUGGCAAGUAUGGCAGAUUCCUCGGUUACGCCAGUGGACGCUUCUGCUGCUGCCUCGGCUGCCAGCACCCCCUCACCCACGGCCAAAAUUGGGACUGUGGAUCAUAUGAUGCUGUAUGUUCAGGCCAUGCAGCGCAGUGCCACAGGAGUACAGCCAGCCGAGCUUACACAAGAUUCAGAUGAGGCUGGUGAUGGCCAUAAGGUCCCGCAAGGCAGCGAUUCAAAGCACCGCUACCAAUGCAAUUUUGUUGGCUGCAACAAGUCGUUUCGUCAAAGAAUGCACCUCGAGACCCACAAAAGGUCACACACUGGUGAACGGCCGUUCGUUUGCCCGUAUCCUGGCUGUAGCAAAGCAUUCAGUCAACGCAGCAAUCUGCGCACCCACACGCGAUCCCAUUCUGGCGAACGACCCUUCUCCUGUGAGGUUUGCGGGCGACGAUUCACCCAACGUGGUAAUUUGAAAAAUCACCAAAAGCUCCAUGGAGAAACAAGACAAUUCGCCUGCAAGCUUGACGGUUGCACCAAGACUUUUAACCAGCUUGGAAAUUUGAAGGCCCAUCACAAUUCAGCGCAUGCCAAAACAGUUGCUGAGUUUACAAUGCAUCUACAAGAGGCUUCGUCAAUGCCAAAACUCUCUAAUGAGGAGCAGGAAAUGUUUACCUAUUUUUGCAACCUGUAUCGCAACGCCAACAGGGGCAUCAAGGGCAGGGGUAAAGGAACCCGCACCAUUGUACAACGGGACAGCAGCAUGCCACCGAAUCCUCGUAAAGCGCUGGCUAGUUUGCCCUCGGGAUCUCCGCCCCGUUCACAAGCCACUCCGCCCCAGUCUUUACCCCCGCCAUUCAUAAUACCUCCCCCACAGGGUCUUACAUUUAUCCCUCCUCCCCCUACCAAGGAAAAGCUGCCAUUGCCACCUCUGAACAGUUCAACCUCGAGCAAACAAACGUUGCCCACUCUUCUUCCUGCAUCCAAAAACCCCCCCAUACUGCCGGCGUUUGGUCGAUCCGGAGAACUGACGCCGUCAAGGCCCCCUGUCGCCGGAGUGCUCAAUACGACCCCGGCCGAACAGGUCGCAGCAGAAUGUCUUAUGGAUGCUGUUCAGAACUGGAAAUAUUUUUCAGUGAACCAAAGCGAUGCUAAGCCUAAAGAGGAUGAGAACUGGCAAUGGAAUGCCCGUGCAUUUUAA